AUGAUCAUCAAGUCCGUCUCCGUUCUCGCCCUCGGCGCGAUACUAGGAGUUGCAUGCAACGUGGGCACAAACACGACGUGUGUACUGGAUGUUAACCCGCUGCACCAGCCUUAUCCCUAUUUCUUUCCACCUCAAGAUGCAGCGGAAACAACCGCUUUGUUCCCCAUGCCGAUAUGCUUAGGCAUUCAACUUGAAGAAGCUACGAUCGAUCAAUUGCAAAGGUACCUGGAAGAUCGCACCCUAACGUCCGUUCAGCUCUUGAAGUGCUACUUGGACAGAGUUUACCAAGUGGACGAAUACAUCAACUCUAUCAUCGAGCUGAAUCCGGAUGCGGAGAGUAUAGCAGCUGCUCUUGACGCCGAGCGCGCGGCGGGUCGAGUGAGAGGACCAUUACAUGGUGUACCAUUCAUCAUCAAAGAUAACAUCGCGACAAAAGACCGGAUGGAGACUACAGCGGGAAGUUGGAUGUUGAUGGGGAGUGUGGUACCUCGCGACGCGCAUGUCGUUGCUAAGCUGCGAGAAGCUGGGGCGCUUUUGAUGGGCAAAGCGACCCUGUCCGAAUGGGCCGACAUGCGGUCGAACAAUUACUCGGAAGGCUAUUCACCAAGAGGCGGCCAGGCGCGAAGUACUGAAACAGACGGCAGUGUCAUUAAUCCAGCAGAGCGCAACGCUUUAGUCGGCAUAAAGCCUACGGUUGGGCUCACAUCACGAGCUGGCGUGAUCCCUGAGAGCAUCCACCAGGACACUGUAGGCACAUUUGGGAGGACGCUUCGCGACGCUGCCUAUGCAUUUGACGCCAUCUACGGAGUUGAUGCACGCGACAACUACACGCUUGCACAGCAAGGCAAGACUCCAGAUGGAGGCUAUCUGCAGUUUCUGACAGAUCGCUCUUCGCUACGUAAUGCAACCUUUGGUUUACCCUGGAGCAGUUUCUGGGUGUAUGCUGAUGAGGAACAAAAAUUUCAACUACUGUCCAUCAUUACACUGAUCGAAGGUGCCGGUGGUACAGUCAUCAACAACACCGAACUGCCCAAUUACAAAACAAUUGUAUCGCCGGAUGGCUGGGAUUGGGAUUAUGGAAGUACUCGCGGUUAUGCGAACGAGUCUGAGUACACCGUCGUGAAGGUCGACUUCUACAACAACAUCAAACAAUAUCUCUCUGAGCUCGAAAACACCAACAUCCGCAGCUUGGAAGACAUUGUAGCUUACAACUACGCGAAUGACGGUACUGAGGGAGGGAACCCCUGGCCGCUGGGCAUCCCUGGAUUUUAUUCUGGCCAAGAUGGGUUUCUUGCUUCCCUGGAGUCCAAAGGCUUGAUGAACGAAACAUACUAUCAAGCACUUGCGUUUACGCAACGCAGUACUCGUGAAGAGGGUAUCGAUGCUGCGCUCGCAAACAACGGCCGCCCGCUUGAUGCACUGCUUGUACCUCCGGAUGUUGGUCAAACCUACCAAAUCGCUGCGCAAGCUGGCUACCCGAUGAUCACUCUGCCAGCUGGUGUACACUCGAGUACUGGUAUGCCGUUUGGGCUGGCGUUGAUGGGAACGGCUUGGAGCGAAGCGAGCCUGCUGAAGUGGGCGAGCGCGAUCGAGGAUGUUCAGCUAAGCACAGGCAACGCUUUAAGAAGAACGUUGCCAAGAUGGUAUGGGUAUCUGGAAAGGAACAUACCAAUUAGAAAUCUGUGA
Alternaria atra is the source of this 1686-nucleotide messenger RNA. RefSeq lists its product as uncharacterized. The coding region runs from base 1 to 1686 and encodes 561 amino acids. The transcript has 2 exons. The record is from RefSeq and is a predicted model, not a curated record. NCBI's taxonomy places the organism in Eukaryota, Fungi, Ascomycota, Dothideomycetes, Pleosporales, Pleosporaceae.